This is a messenger RNA of Stylophora pistillata, 666 nucleotides long. Its product is annotated as neuroendocrine convertase 2. Gene Ontology annotation, cellular component: trans-Golgi network; Golgi membrane. The record is from RefSeq and is a predicted model, not a curated record. Gene Ontology annotation, molecular function: serine-type endopeptidase activity. NCBI's taxonomy places the organism in Eukaryota, Metazoa, Cnidaria, Anthozoa, Scleractinia, Pocilloporidae. Gene Ontology annotation, biological process: peptide hormone processing.
AUGGGUACCCCUCUCAAGCAAGGAGAUUGGGUCGAGAACAAAGCGGGUUUGUUUGUCAGCCCGGUUUACGGCUUUGGACUCAUGGACGCUGGCAGGAUGGUCAGCCUAGCAAAAAACUGGACGAGAGUACCUCGGCAGGAGAAAUGUGAGAUCAAAGGCACAGAUACGGAUAAGCAUAUCCCAGAUACAGUUUCAAUAACAGUGAGGGACUGUCCGAUAAAAUUCCUGGAACAUGUGCAGAUAAAAGUAGACCUUGAUUUUCUUUACCGGGGCGAUUUACUUCUCCAGUUGACGGCUCCAAGUAAUACAACAUCUCCAUUGACGAGAAGGCGUGCAUUUGAUCACCACGUGAAAUUUCAAAACUUGACGAACUGGGUCAUAACAACUCUUUUUCAAUGGGGAGAAAAUCCUUUUGGGACCUGGAAACUUAGGAUGUCAGGUUUGGACCCAAACUACCGAAGCACAGGCACUCUUCAUAGCUGGUCAUUGUUUUUGUAUGGAACGAGGGACUUUUAUGCGCUCGUGACGAUUCCUGAAACGCGCCCAACCAGACCAACAAGAACAGUUUCUACAACAAAAGAAAAGCUUCCUACUGAUGACGAUAAUGAUGAUCACAGUGCCGGCAAAGUUGGUGAGGCUAAUCUAGCUUUUACUUCUCUCAUAUAG